AUGUGCCUUCUUGAUUCAAUUGUAGCCGCGGUGGCAUGGGAAGCAGGGAAGCCACUGGUAAUCGAAGAAGUGGAGGUGGCACCACCACACAAGGUGGAAGUUCGUUUGAAGAUCCUCUUCACCUCCCUUUGCCAGACUGAAGUUAUCUUCUGGGAGGCCAGGGUGGGGACAAACACCAUUGUUUCCUCGCAUUUUUUGGCCAUGAAACUGCAGGAGAGCAUAGGUGAGGGUGUGACAGAUCUCCAACCAGGGGACCAUGUCCUCCCCGUGUUCACCGGGGAAUGCAAGGAGUGCCGCCACUGCAAAUCAGAGGAGAGCAACAUGUGUGAGCUUCUCCGUAUAAACACCGAUAGGGGCGUAAUGCUAAGUGAUGGCAAGACAAGGUUCUAUAAAAAUGGGCAGCCUAUAUACCAUUUUCUUGGCACCUCCAAUUUCAGUCAGUACACAGUAGUCCAUGUUGGCUGUGUAUCCAAAAUCAACCCUGCUGCUCCACUUGACAAAGUUUGUGUUCUUCGCUGCCGAGUUUCCACUGGGGCUCGAAUUUCUGGGGCUUCAAGGAUCAUUGGUGUUGAUUUGAGUCCACAUAGAUUCAAUGGAUCCAAGAAAUUUGGUGUUAAUGAGUUUAUGAACCCCAAAGAUUAUGACAAGCCUGUACAAGAGGUGAUUGCUGAGAUGACUGAUGGAGGAGCGGACCGGAGUCUCGAAAGCACUGGAAACAUUGAUGCCAGGAUCUCAGCAUUUGAAUGUGUUCAUGAUGGUUGGGGUGUUGCUGUGCUCGUUGGCGUUGCAAGAAGCAAAGAUGAUGCAUUCAAAACUCAUCCCAUGGACUUUUUGAAUGAGAGGACUCUGAAGGGCACCUUCUUCGGCAACUACAAGACCCGAACCGACCUUCCAUCGGUUGUAGAAAAGUAUAUGAACAAGGAGCUGGAACUGGAGAAAUUCAUCACCCACCAUGUUUCUUUACCAGAGAUCAACAAGGCAUUCGAGUACAUGCUUCGUAGGGAAGGUCUCCGCUGCAUCAUCCAUAUGGAAAAAUUAGAAAAUUUCUGA
Messenger RNA from Ilex paraguariensis (yerba mate), 1050 nucleotides. The record is from the annotation of a GenBank genome assembly. NCBI's taxonomy places the organism in Eukaryota, Viridiplantae, Streptophyta, Magnoliopsida, Aquifoliales, Aquifoliaceae.